Fraxinus pennsylvanica is the source of this 3585-nucleotide messenger RNA. The record is from the annotation of a GenBank genome assembly. Lineage: Eukaryota; Viridiplantae; Streptophyta; Magnoliopsida; Lamiales; Oleaceae.
AUGGAUUCCCCAUGUUUUUUACACUGUAAUGCUGUUACUGCCGCAAAUAGUAGAUACCCACAAAAUUAUGGUAUAAGGCCUUUUAAAUUUCUUAACCAAAAAUCAACAAUCUCUUCAACCCAUAGAAACACUGGAUUUUUCCCUGUAGUUGGGGGGCCUCCUAGAAUGAUUGUCUCUGCUGUUUCAUCUGUUGACACCAGGGAAGAAGAAGCAAAGAAAGAAAAGAAAAAGAAAAAGCAGUCAAAAGAAUCGGAUGGUAAGAAGGUGAAGCUUAAAGUUAUGCUAGAUCACCAAGUUGAAUAUGGAGAGCAUGUCGCAAUUUUGGGGUCUGCAAAAGAGCUGGGGUCAUGGAAGAAGGAAGUGAUGAUGAAUUGGACAGAAAACGGAUGGGUUUGUGAUUUAGAACUGAAAACCAACAAAGAGCUUAUCGAGUAUAAAUUUGUGAUAGUAGGGAAGGGCAAGAAGAACUUAAUAUGGGAAAGUGGUGAUAAUCGCAUUUUGAAGUUACCUCAGGGGGGCAGUUUUAAUAUGGUUUGUAAGUGGAACGCGACUAAUGAGCCCGUGGAAAUAUUGCCUUGGGAAGAGCAAGUGGAAUCAGAAGAAAGUGAAAAUGGGAACGUUACUUCAGCAUCAAACGAGGCAGUAACAACGAGUGCUUUCGUGGGGCAAUGGCAAGGGAACGAUGUUUCAUUUGUUCGCUCGAAGGAUCAGCUGGAUGCACAAAAAAAAAGUAGUUGGGUUACUUUAGGUCUUGAAGGGCUUGCUCUGAAGUUAGUGGAAGGUGAUCAGAGUGCUCGGAACUGGUGGCGUAAGCUUGAGGUUGUGCGGGAGCUACUGCUUGAAAGUGUUGAGAGUGAAAACCGAUUGGAGGCUCUUACAUAUUCAGCUAUAUAUCUGAAGUGGAUUAACACAGGGCAAAUUCCUUGCUUUGAAGAUGGGGGGCAUCAUCGACCAAAUAGACACGCUGAGAUUUCCAGGCAAAUAUUUCGUGAAUUGGAACGAAUUUCCAGCAGACAAGAUGCUUCACCUCAGGAAACACUUGUCAUCCGUAAGAUUCAUCCUUGUUUGCCGUCGUUUAAGGCAGAAUUCACUGCAUCUGUUCCUCUAACGCGAAUAAGGGAUAUUGCUCAUAGGAAUGAUAUCCCUCAUGAUCUUAAGCAAGAAAUCAAGCAUACAAUACAAAACAAGCUUCAUCGAAAUGCUGGCCCUGAAGACUUGGUUGCCACAGAAUCAAUGCUUGCCAGAAUCACCAAGAAUCCCGGAGAAUAUAGUGAAGCAUUUGUUGAACAAUUCAAGAUCUUUCAUCAAGAACUUAAAGAUUUCUUCAAUGCUGGAAGUCUUGAAGAACAGCUGGAGUCGAUAAGAGAAUCUCUGAAUGAUAGCUCAUCAGCCCUUUCCUUGUUUUUGAAGUCGAAAAGGGCACUAGAUAAUAUGGAUGGAUCAAAUUACAAUUCGAGUGAAGGGUUGGGAGUGUUGAUGGAGACGGUAAAAGCUUUGGAUGGUCUUCGCAAAGAAAUUGUGAAAGGUCUUGAGAGUGGACUUCGAAAUGAUGCUCCCGAUGCUGCAAUAGCAAUGCGCCAAAAGUGGCGUCUUUGUGAGAUUGGGCUUGAGGACUACGCAUUUAUUCUCUUAAGCAGGUUUCUUAAUGCACUUGAAGCUGUUGGAGGAACUUCUUGGCUUACGGAAAAUGUAGAGCGAAAAAAUGUCUUCUCUUGGAGUAAUCCAAUUGGAGCUCUUGUCAUUGGCAUCCAUCAGGUGGUCCUAUCAGGCUGGAACCUGGAAGAAUGUAGAGCAAUCGGGAAUGAGCUUCUGGCUUGGCAAGAGAGAGGCCUUCUGGAAACUGAAGGUAGUGAAGAUGGUAAGAUAAUAUGGGGUUUAAGGCUUAAAGCUACGCUGGAUAGAGCCAAGAGACUCACUGAAGAGUAUUCUGAGACACUUCUUCAAAUAUUCCCUCAAAACGUUCAGUUAUUGGGAAAAGCUUUUGGGAUCCCAGAAAACAGUGUGAGGACAUAUGCCGAAGCUGAAAUUCGUGCUGGUGUAAUUUUUCAGGUGUCCAAACUUUGUACACUUCUUUCGAAGGCUGUAAGAAAUACUCUAGGGUCUCAGGGUUGGGACGUUCUUGUUCCAGGAGAUGCUUUUGGAACCCUGAUCCAGGUAGAAAACAUUGUUCCAGGAUCAGUUCCUUCAUCUGUAACAGGACCAGUCAUUCUUGUGGUGAAUAAAGCCGAUGGAGAUGAAGAGGUAACAGCUGCUGGGGCCAACAUAACUGGAGUUAUACUUCUGCAGGAGUUGCCUCAUUUAUCGCAUCUUGGUGUUAGGGCUCGGCAAGAGAAAGUAGUAUUUGUGACCUGUGAAGACGAUGAUAAAUCCGCUGAUAUAAAAAAUAUGAGCGGGAAAUCAGUGAGGAUUGAAGCAUCAUCUGCUGGUGUCAACUUGACUCCAGCUUUGACAGAGCAUGGCAACGGUAAUAUUCCACAGGAAAAACAAUUGACUACUGUUUCAUCAACGAUUGGAAACUCUAUCAAAAAUAAUUCUUCAUCACUCGCUGUUGAAACUUCUAAAUCAAAUCGGAUCAUAUCUAGUGGAGGUGUUGUACUUCUUGGAGAUGCUGAUCUACGAAGUUCUGGUGCAAAAGCUGCUGCUUGUGGUCGCCUAGCUUCUUUGGCCUCAGCAUCUAGUAAAGUUUACAAUGACCAGGGGGUUCCAGCGUCGUUUAAAGUGCCGGCUGGAGCAGUAAUACCUUUUGGAUCUAUGGAGAUGGCUUUGGAACGAAGCGGGUCAAUGGAAACAUUCAAAUCUUUGGUUGGACAUAUCGAAACAGCUAAAAUCGAUGGAGAACUCGAUAAACUCUGUAAUGACCUACAGGAGCUGAUUUCUUCGUUGCAACCUUCGAAAGAAAUCUUUGAAAGCUUAGGAAGAAUUUUCCAGGACAGUGCACGUUUAAUAGUCCGCUCUAGUGCAAACGUCGAGGACUUGGCUGGAAUGUCGGCUGCUGGGCUUUAUGAAUCAAUUCCGAAUGUCAGUCUUUCAAAUCCGAUAGCGUUUGGACAGGCUGUUGGACGUGUUUGGGCUUCCCUAUACACACGGAGAGCAGUUUCAAGCCGUAGAGCUGCUGGUGUGCCUCAGGAGGCGGCUGUGAUGGCUGUUCUGGUGCAAGAAAUGCUUUCGCCGGAUCUGUCCUUUGUUCUACACACGUUAAGCCCUACGGACAAGAAUGAUAAUUUGGUCGAGGCUGAAGUUGCUCCUGGACUUGGUGAAACUCUCGCUUCGGGCACAAGGGGCACUCCGUGGCGUCUUGCGAUCGAUAAAUUUGACGGGUCGGUGCGUACUUUGGCGUUCGCUAACUUCAGCGAGGAAUUAGUGGUGAGUGGCAGUGGUCCUGCAGAUGGAGAAGUGCUUCACUUAACAGUAGACUACAGCAACAAACCGUUAACAGUCGACCCCAUAUUCCGGCGGCAGCUGGGCACGCGUCUGGGAGUGGUUGGUUUCUUCCUCGAACGUGAGUUCGAGUGUCCUCAGGAUGUUGAAGGAUGUUUAGUUGGCAACGACAUCUUCAUUGUCCAGACGCGGCCACAACCACUGUAG